AUGGGGCAUCAAACAACAAAGAAGCUAUGGGAAGAUGUCAAAGAACUUGUUGGAGUUCAGUCAAGGGCUGAAACUGACUACCUCAAGAGGAUGUUCCAACAAACUCGCAAGGCAACCCUGAAAAUGAGUGAGUAUCUAACAUUGACGAAGAAGUAUGCUGACAAUCUUGCUUUUGCAGGUCCACCAAUGUCUCCUCCUGACCUCAUAUCCCAAGUGUUGUCUGGCCUCGAUGAAGAAUACAAUCCGGUUGUUGUAGCAGUGAAAAGUAAAGGCACAACUAGGUGGUCUGAUCUUCAAUCUGACUUGCUAUCCUAUGAGAAGAGACUUGAAUAUCAGCUGGCAAUCAAGACUAACAUCACCGGUAUGACUAAUGUGUCCAUUUCCUCAAACUCACCCUCAGUUAAUGUAGUGCAAAACAGUCCCAGCACUCUAUCGAAUCCUUAUCGAAACUCCUAUGGGAACAAUCAAUCCUCAAACUACAGAGGUGGGGAGGAAGAAAUAAAGGGCGCGGUCGAUGGAACAAUGCCUCUACAACCAGGCCUACCUGCCAAACUUGUGGAAAGAUAG
Benincasa hispida (wax gourd) is the source of this 567-nucleotide messenger RNA. The record is from RefSeq and is a predicted model, not a curated record. NCBI's taxonomy places the organism in Eukaryota, Viridiplantae, Streptophyta, Magnoliopsida, Cucurbitales, Cucurbitaceae.